UUGUGGUAGCUGUUGAUAAUCUUGCCCGAGUACUUCCAAAUGUUUUGUCAGGAUAAAAUUUCGUUUAACCAUCUGGUGAAGUUAUAUGAUCCUUUGGGCAAAAAAUUUGAAAUUUUUGUGGAUACAGAUGAGGGUGGAAGGAUGGUGUUAUUUGGAUUUUGUCAGUAUGUUGCAUACUACGAGUUCGUUUCUCCUUGUUUCCUACAUUUAAAUUAUGUAGGAAACAAUGUCUUUGUUCACAGGAUCUUCUCGGUGGAAGGAGUUGAAAUUGAUUAUAGUAGAGAUUUGCAGGCUGGUGGUAGCAACCAACUUGAAGUUGGUUCUGUUGAUUGUGAGAAAAUAUUAAGUUCUUAUGAUGUUCAUUCAUCUUCUUUGUAUCUGGAUUCAAAAUUUGUGAAAGAAGGCUUGGUGAAAGGGAGAAAAAACUAUGUUCUGACGAAUGGCCAUGCACAAUUCUGGAACUGCAAGAUUCGAUGGACAGGCAGGAGUUCAUUUGAAUGUUAUCUGACUUGUGGUUGGAAGAAAUACUGUCAAGAGAAUGGGUUGGUUGCGGGAGAUCGUGUUAGAUUUAUGGUGCAGACUGACCAAAGCAACGUCAUCCAAAUUCUGAAGAUUUAGCAUGUAUAUGUAUUUGUAGUUAUUUUGGUCUGUAAAACGAAUGUAUGGCACGU
Messenger RNA from Vigna unguiculata (cowpea), 671 nucleotides. Its product is annotated as putative B3 domain-containing protein Os04g0347400. The record is from RefSeq and is a predicted model, not a curated record. Gene Ontology annotation, molecular function: DNA binding. Lineage: Eukaryota; Viridiplantae; Streptophyta; Magnoliopsida; Fabales; Fabaceae.